This is a messenger RNA of Sphaeroforma arctica JP610, 453 nucleotides long. RefSeq lists its product as hypothetical. Gene Ontology annotation, molecular function: beta-glucosidase activity. The record is from RefSeq and is a predicted model, not a curated record. Lineage: Eukaryota; Ichthyosporea; Ichthyophonida. The transcript has a single exon. Gene Ontology annotation, biological process: glucan catabolic process. The coding region runs from base 1 to 453 and encodes 150 amino acids.
AUGCGUAAGGCACUGGAAAUAAUUCUCAUUGCCAUGGUUUCGGCCACAAUGGCACAGCCUACCGCUGUCGAUUCAUCAGCCAACGUGACCGAGCUGCUGUCAAGCAUGACACUUGAGGAGAAAGUAGGACAGAUGACCCAGAUUAACCUCGAGAUGUUCUUCAAUCACGAAACAAUGGCUCUCGAUGAGGAGAAGCUCGCAUUCUACGCUGGUAGAGGUGUCGGCUCGUACUUGCAAUCCCCGUAUGCAGGUGGGAUACAAUCUGACAAUACCACGGGAUGGAAUGCAUCGCAAUGGCGUGAAGUGAUGAGCCAUAUACAAACAGCUACUCUCAAUGCCUCUCGACUAGAUAUACCAAUGAUCUUUGGUAUUGAGAACGUGCACGACGGAACCUACUACAGGGCUCCACACUCUUUGGCCAGCAAAUCAGUGCGUCUGCGUCGUUCAAUUUAG